AUGACAGACGAGAAGCACCAUGCAGAUUAUUCCUCCUUUGGAAAUGCUACCGACAAGAAGGAGGUCCUCCAGCAAGUCGUCGACUCGUACGAGGCCCUAGUCUACGAACAGUCCAACUGGGUGUGCAACCUGGGCAACGCUUCUUCGCUGGUGUGGCAUGCGUACCACUCUUUGAAGGUGCCGGUGAACUGGGCAGGAUUCUAUGUCGUAGAUCCCAAGGAUCCUUCUCAGUUAAUCCUUGCUCCGUUCCAGGGAAAGGUUGCGUGCCAGACUAUCAAGAUUGGCAAGGGUGUGUGUGGAACUGCGGCUGAAAAGUUGGAAACUCAACUGGUCAGAGACGUCAACAAGUUUCCUGGUCACAUUGCGUGUGAUGGAGAGACCAAUAGCGAAAUAGUGGUACCUAUUGUUUUCGAGGGAAAGGUAAGGGGUGUUUUGGACAUCGACUGUUUGGUCCUGAAUGGGUUUGACGAGGACGACCAAAAAUUGCUGGAAGCUUUGGUGGAAAAAAUCAGUGCCACAUGUGAGUGGUGA
Molecule: messenger RNA, 531 nt
Organism: Kuraishia capsulata CBS 1993
Lineage: Eukaryota; Fungi; Ascomycota; Pichiomycetes; Pichiales; Pichiaceae
Exons: 1
Coding region: 1-531 (176 amino acids)
Cellular component (GO): cytosol
Molecular function (GO): L-methionine (R)-S-oxide reductase activity; protein binding
Source: RefSeq, a predicted model, not a curated record